AUGAUACUAGAUAAUAGAUACACGACUCGUCUUCCGCUGACUGUUAACUCGGAUCAAGUUACGUGUCGCGCACAUAAACUCGAGACAUGCACCACCUGUGACCUAGACUUUUCGUCGCUAAACCAACUCUCCAAAAAUUUAAAAGCGAUAAAUGGCCGCAUUCCUGCUUCUAACGCCGCGAACCCCAAUCUCUCGACACAGAUUAACCGUCUAAAAGAUGAAGGUAACAAGAAUUUCCACGCGCAAAACUAUGCCGAGGCUAUAAGAUUGUAUUCACUCGCAGUGGAUAUGGCGUUUCAACGACCCGUUUGGGAGUCGUAUAUUGUGGCAAAGGAAGAAAUAUCGUUAUGUUUGUGUAAUCGGGCCGCGGCCUAUAUUGCGAAUGGCGCUUGGGUAGACGCGUAUGUUGAUACUGUCGCUGUUGUUAAGAUUAGAAGGGAGUGGUCGAAAGGUCAUUUUCGAAUGGGGAAGGCACUAGUAGGACUUAAACGGUACGAUGAAGCAAUAGAUGCUUUUAAUUUGGGAUUGGAACUAGAACCGCAGAGUGAAGAAAUAAGAACAGCUUUGAAGGAUACUGAGACUUUGAUUUCUCAGCUGCAAAAAGAUUAA
Messenger RNA from Ambispora leptoticha, 609 nucleotides. The record is from the annotation of a GenBank genome assembly. Lineage: Eukaryota; Fungi; Glomeromycota; Glomeromycetes; Archaeosporales; Ambisporaceae.